Molecule: messenger RNA, 270 nt
Organism: Lizanozyma spartinae
Lineage: Eukaryota; Fungi; Ascomycota; Pichiomycetes; Serinales; Debaryomycetaceae
Gene: MRPL33
Product: mitochondrial 54S ribosomal protein uL30m
Exons: 1
Coding region: 1-270 (89 amino acids)
Biological process (GO): translation
Cellular component (GO): mitochondrion; large ribosomal subunit
Molecular function (GO): structural constituent of ribosome
Source: RefSeq, a predicted model, not a curated record
AUGUUUUAUAAGGUUACUCAAAUGAGAUCCAUCAUUGGACUUGCACCAGUGGUGCGGAAGAAUAUGCAAGCUCUUGGGCUCCGCAAACGAUUCCAAACUGUGUAUCAAAAGAUCAGUCCUUCCACAGCACACCGAUUAUUAUACGUUAAAGAGUUGGUCAAGGUAGAGUUGGUUGAGUCUACUAAGAGUACCAAGCAGAUGAGAUUAGAUAGAAAGUUUGAACCUGGGUUCUCUGUGAUAAAGGAUGGAGCAAAGAAGGUGUACCAAUAG